Molecule: messenger RNA, 2855 nt
Organism: Haliotis rufescens (red abalone)
Lineage: Eukaryota; Metazoa; Mollusca; Gastropoda; Lepetellida; Haliotidae
Exons: 4
Coding region: 101-865 (254 amino acids)
Source: RefSeq, a predicted model, not a curated record
ACAAGUAAGAUUCUAUUGAUUAUUGUGUUUUGAAACACUGCAUUAGGUACCUUCUAUAUGAAAUGUGACAAAUGCUCUGAAACCAUCCAGAGACAGAAUCAUGAGGCCACUAACAUGUCUGAGUCUACUGGUCGCUCUAUGUUAUCUAUCUCUACAAGAUAUAUCCGUAAGUAAGGCAGAGAAUAUCAUGAGAGGAAAACCCAGUAGAUUAAGUACAGUCUACUGGAACGCUGAGUUUGGGAAUGAUGGAAAUAUCCAGAACUUACCAGCUUGGACCCGGGACAGUGUGCAUCCUUAUUGGCAGGGGGAUCUACAGGGGUUCUAUUCUGUCAAUACCAUCUCAGUUGUGAGUGCCAUCAGCCAUGGCAUUGAAGCAUACCUGGGGAGUGCAUACGUGGGCGUAUCUGUCGAUGACAGCAGCGACUGCCCAGAUGUGGAAAUCAUCAUCUGCGGCCAGUGUCCAGCUGUGGUUGGUCAAGGAGAAACCUUCACGUUCAACUGUUCCCAUCCACGCCCUGUUCGUUUCGUCAAGGUCUGGAGAAACAUCACUGGACGAUUAGCUGUUUUGGAGGUUGAGGUUGAAGGCACGCCAAUGAUGCGAAGUGGAACAAAGUACAAUAAAGUACUCAACAUUAAAGUGUCCACACCGAUGACGUCUCUCACAGCUGCAUCCGCCAGUGAAUGCGGUCGUCAGUGCCACUUGUCCCAGCCUUGCCUCAGUUUCAGUUACCACCCAACAGCUGCUCCCAACUGUCUCCUGACAACAAACCCAGCAGCUGCAGCAGCAGCCGUCGGAUGGACCAAGUUCACCAUCGAGAAGUGUUCCAGCAACAUCACCUGUCACCUGUCUGAUCAACUUAAUUAGUACCAGAUCCACUAUUUGCUCUGUAGAUGUUUUAUGUUUGACUUCCAUUAUGUUCAUCUGGAUGCUAUGUUUGAUUAACAAAUAGUACCAAUUCUGUCUUUAAAACGUUUGGUGAUAUAGUCCAGCCACAAUCAUUUCAUACUUCAGUCUUGAGAUAUCACUGCUUGAGACACGCACUUCUGUCUCACGGUACUUUACGCCAUUUGAUUUCAUGAACAUGAUGAACAGUACAAAUGUGAGUCAAAGUUUGUUCCUUGCACAAGAUCCACUGUUUGUUUUGCAGAUGUAACAUACAGGGGCGUUAUGUUAAUGACAUGUUGAAUAAACAAAAGCAGCAAUAUCAAAAGUUUUUUUCAAAGCUAACAUAAUUUUCGUCGCCUGGGAACCAGAUGGUCCUAUGGCCACAGUUGACCCAAAAGGAUGUAUUUGCAUUUUCGUUCCAAAUGGGUGUUUUUCUAACAAUGUUGUAAAUUUCAUGAAUCCCCUUUUCCUGGAAAAUAGUUUUUCAGUGAUUCUAUGUCUAAAAAAGGUUACUUGCAACCAGCCUGUUCCAACAAAAGAACAUUUGUCUUUAAAUGAGAAGAUGGAUAAUUACUUUUGCUUUACAAACAUUUUGUACUUGUUUGUUUCAUGUGAAAAAAUGGUGUUCAGUUGAUAUUAUACAGCGCUUCAAAUUUUAAAAUAUCAUUUACUCAAAACUUGCAAAAGUGGUGAUAGCUCACUAAGGUUCUCAGGCGACGACAAGUGCGCCAUCGUGUCACUGAACUUUCUGGUCCGUCACGUGAUUGUUUUGUUGGUUUACAGGCUGGCAUCGCAUGGCUGGGGUACUGCUGCACUGUGUCAUGCAACAAACAAACACUUAUUUAUUUAUGAGAAUUGUUUGAGUUGCAUGACAUGCUUACCAUUUUCUCGAAAGCCUGGUCUCAUCACUGAUUUUCAGUGAUCCAAACGUAUAAUCUUCAAAGCCAUUUUGACUUUUACGUCCGCUUGAUUAUGUUUCGGUGGAUAAACGAGACUGGCUAUUCUCUGUAGUGUACAUGUAUCAAUUACUGUUUUGGGGGUACAUUGUGAAGAAGAUACCAAACCUCACUAUCCUGCGAUGCCACAACUGAGACAUGGAGUUAAACUGCUUCCUUUCUCUAUUACACCUCUAAAAUGCAGGCACAUGAUUGACCAGGUGUACCCAUAACAUACGGCUGCCUUUUUGUUCAAUAUUGUUAUGAGAAAUGUUUGCUGUCAUCACAUAAAAUAAACAAUUUAUGUAUUACAACUUCUUAUCAUACUGUUACAGCGACGUUUCCGUAUAGAACCUUAUACCAUUGUCAACAUAAAUAUUCUUCACAGAAAAUAUGCUUUGCUUGAUUGCUCACGUAUUUCGACCAGUUAAAACCCAUUAUGUACGUAAUGUAUUAUGUGUAUAGCUUUAUGGUGUACGCAUACAAAGUUAGCUACUUAUUCGUUUUUCUGUUUUCCUUAGUCUUCCUUUGCGUCAUACAAACAUGAAGUUAGCUGCUUUCCCUCUUUCAUUCAGACAUAGAGACAGUCAUUCUUUCUAAACAUCGAUUAUCAGUUCUUGAGAGUACGACUAUCACACAUCGCUCGUUGUUAGUCUUUGCCGCCAGAUAUCACACACAUAUAUCAAUGAUAAAGUUGUAUCACCGCACCUCAGAAAGAACAGCAAUACAUAUCGCCGCUUGCCUAUUUACGUAAGAAAUGGAUCUUAGUUUAUUUUGAUAUGAACGGCAACGCCCUGACAUCUGUUAUAGUGUCAAUGAAUAAAACAAUUUAAGGGAGCCAACCAUGACUGUUAAAUUGCUGACAAAGCUGAAAGCGGUAUUUGUUUUCAUGGUUGUUAGGGACAUGCCAUGCCGACUACAUGUUGUUCAGAAAUGUGUUAAUUUCUCUUAGUCUUGUACACUGCUAAAUGCUAACAAUCUUGUUUUAAAGAGGUGUUAUUAUUUUCAAAUAAACAUGUGUCAUUAUUAAAAGA